UAUGUAUGACCAAGCAAGUGGAAGAAAUGUCGGAAAUAAACCUCCAAAUACCGCAGAGCUGCAGACAAAGAUAAGCCUGCCAACUGUCACCUCAUUGUGGACAAUUUACGGUGAGUGUGUGAGUAGAGAGCUAGCUGUUGAUGACUAGCUAUAAAGAUUGGGCGGACGGCAGGUGACGGAUCCAAGCGGAGGCUGGGAAACAAAGGAGGCAGGCAAGAAGGGAGGAGUAAAUGAGAGAGAGGGAGCGAGCAGUAGAAAAAGCUGCAGCCAGGACCAUGAGCUGCACCCUUGUGACUGCAUCUUAUGAUUCGCUGCCUGCUCAGCUGAGUCCCCAUCGUGCAAAAGAUCAACACUUUGCUCGGAGGCUUUCAUCUCCACACGGUUUGGGACAACGCACCUCAUCAGCCGUGCCUCGUCGUCCUUCAGGUCUGCCGGGAUAUCCGCUUUCUUCCUUCCAGGAACCAAACAACCUCCGCAACCUUCUACAUUAUCAUCCUCAUCAGCGUCUCUCCCAGUCACUAGGUUCCAAAGCCUCACUGGCGCCCCCUGUGCCUCAGGCAGACCCUGCCCCACCAUGCUGCCAAGCGGUGGGCAUUGUGCCACUACUACGCCUGGCACUACUCAUCUUCAGCUGCCUCUUCUGGGCUGCUGGGUUGGCUAUCUUCACCCUAGGAGUCUGGGCAAAAGCGUCCCUGGCUGACUACAUGCUGCUUUCAUCUAACCACUAUCCCAAUGCUCCACUGAUACUUCUAGCUACAGGGGCUGCCAUUAGCUCCUGGGGUUUCCUGGGUUGUCUGGGUGUGGCAGCAAACUUGCCCUGCCUUCUUCGCAUCUUUGGCUUCUUCCAGAUGGCUGUGCUGUUGGGGGGAUUGGCUGCUGGACUUUCAGGACUCUUCUACAGAGAAGACAUCGCUGGAGGUUUCCGCAGCGGGCUACAGAGGGCAGUGGAGGGCUACGGGGAAGACGAAGGGCGUUCUGAUGCUCUGGACAGCCUUCAGAGGGCGCUGAAGUGUUGCGGGGCAGAGAGCUGGCAUGACUGGCUCCUGUCUGACUGGGCUAUACUAGAUGCUGUUUCACUGACAAGUAGCUCAGACAAUGACACGCAUUAUGUGUCUGUACCGGACAGCUGUUGCAUACGGCGCAAAGGCUGUCAUAACAGGCCGCUGCCUGAAAUAAAACCUGGUAGCCCUAAACUUGUGGGGAUUCACGCAAACGGUUGCUUCAAGAAAGUCUUUAAUUUUGUCAAUGAUAAUGUCUUUCACAUCGCUGCUGCUGUCCUAGCCCUUGCUUUUACCCAGGUGGCAGGUAUAAUUCUGGCAUGCCUGCUUGCCAACCGCCUAUCUACUCAGCUUCAUAGGCGAGGCCGCUAAGAAAUUCCAGGUCAGUAUCAGUUAUUCUAUGAAAAGCCCUGUUUAGAUGAACUUAGACUGUAGAUAAAACUUAGUUUUAAAUCAAAAGGAUUUUUUUCAGUAAAGAAUGAUCAAUAAUAGUUCUCCACCAGCACUUUUCCAACAGUGUGGUUCACUAUGGAUCAUCUAAACCCAGGGCUGUCCAUAAACUGGCCUGUUCUUCUCCAUCUCAUUACCUGGAAAAGUAGGUAAAAGCAAAAGGAUGUUCAGCUCUAUUGCCAUAUCUGAUAUAGGAAUCAAACCAAGUGAAUAUAAAAAACAUUUGGAAUUUGUCAUAGAAGAUGUAAAAGUAAUGUUAAAUAAAAAUAAUAGUAACGAGUAAAAAAAAUAAAAUAAAUAAAAACAAAUCUGAGACACUGAAAUGCUGUGAUGUUGCCAGAGGUUUUAAAUAAGCAUGAACAUUUUGCUAAACUUUCACUACUAGCUUUUUAAUGCCACGAGAAGUACGUUCAAUUACAAACUCAAAAAAUGUAAAUAAUCUUUUCAGAAUUUUGGCCAGUAGAUGGUUAAAUUUGUUUUAAGCUCUAUUCCAAUGUCCCAGCUUAGGCUGCAUGGCACCUGGACAAAUCCGGGUAACAAAUUUCAGCAUGGGUAUUUAAGAACAAAACGGCUUGCAUGGCAAUGAAUAUAGCAACAGUAUGGAAUAAUAGUAGGUAAUCUGGCAAAUCAGGUAGAAAGGUGCUAUAACAUUAUACAUUAAACCAGAGUAAGGUUAAGUGGUGCCCAAUAAGUGUGCAAAGACUGACAUAAAGAUACUAAAAGGUACAAACUUUCACUAUCUACACAAACAAUCGGUUCUGAUACCCACUGUUAUCUAGUUAUCUAAACCCAAACUGUUGUCAAAUAGAUACAUUUUGAGAAGAAUUAUAAAUCAACAUGUCAAGUUAUGCCAUGCAAUUCUGAAGAUUUCCAUGCAAUUAUAAUUUGUGGAUUUUGAACCGUGUGUAUUAUAAACACUCCUCCUGUGUAGUCCUCAUAUGUACUCUCAGUUGUCUUUCUGGAUUAAUGUAAGCAGACCUGUAAUGUAUAUAAAAGCUGUCUCUUGUGUAAUAUCUGCAAAACCACUCAUAGAUAAUAUUGACUAUUCCUAAUUAAAGGGGGGUGGGGUUUUAAAGAAUUAUGGAUUUUAACAUAUUAGAAGAUUUAUAUGUAUAUUUAUUCAUUGUUGAGUGAAAAUUGGCAACAUAAUAUACUCUGCUUUGACUUGUAGUUUUCAUUAUAUACAGCUAGAGCUGAAAAUCACUUAUAUAGCCUUAAGCCGUUGUCUAAGUCAUUAUCAAUACUCACAAAUUUUACUAAUGAUGCUAAUGAUUCUUCUUAGUUUGAGUGCAUUUGUGGUGAGCUAAAUCUUCAGGAGCAGGUCCUCAAGUUCUCAUAUAUAAUUAAAAAAAAUAUCAUUUCUCUACUUAUCAAUUUUCUAUUGAUACAAUACAAUGACACCAACUAUUUCUCUAAGCCCAGAUUAAACACAGUGUGGUAGAUGAUGUCCUGCUGGAUUUCAUUUCCUAAGCGACUGUUCUGGUUGACAAUGGAGAAGAUACGAUCUGUGGAUGUGUUACAGCCAGUUAAUAUUCUAGGAGAGCAUUUCAGAGGACUAUUUCAUAUACUGUAUAUAAUAUAUUGUAGUUAAUGAAUAAGAAAUGAGUGCUUUCAUGUGUUUGGCCAACUAUG
Hemibagrus wyckioides is the source of this 3080-nucleotide messenger RNA. RefSeq names its product tetraspanin-7-like. Bases 231 to 1370 code for a protein of 379 amino acids. The transcript has a single exon. Gene Ontology annotation, cellular component: membrane. The record is from RefSeq and is a predicted model, not a curated record. Lineage: Eukaryota; Metazoa; Chordata; Actinopteri; Siluriformes; Bagridae.